Dracunculus medinensis (Guinea worm) is the source of this 534-nucleotide messenger RNA. Lineage: Eukaryota; Metazoa; Nematoda; Chromadorea; Rhabditida; Dracunculidae. The record is from the annotation of a GenBank genome assembly.
AUGUCAACAAUACGAGGCCAGAAAAAGAAUAAUCGAAGAAAAGCUACGUCACUUCGAAAUACACAAUACACAUUGCUUCGUAUCCAAAGAAUCAGCAAAUUGAAAUUUAGAAGUUUAGAAAUUGAAGAAAUAAAAUUAAUGGAAUUUAAUGAAUCUAUCCUUGGAGCCGGACAUUACAUACGGAUAAUUUACGAUGGACGAGAAUUACCCGUUAGAAAGCCUAACUUUCUACCGGAAAAAACCAAAUAUAUUAAUCGGAGCCGAUUAAUUCAUCAAAUUUAUACAAUUAGAAAAGUUCAACAUAGAAUAGUCAAGGAAUCUUCAGCUAAAUUAAAUAAAAAUUAUGGUCUGUAUUGUGAUGGCCGAUUAAGAAAUUUGAUUUGGCUUGAUUUCAGUUUCAUCGACAAGAAUUCAAACAAUAUCGAUCAAUUGCACUCUGAUAUAAUUGAGAAUUUUAUAUUUGAACUUCAUAUGGACCAGGCUGGUGCUAUAUAUUAUUUAUCUCAAUAUGACUUCCGAAGGAAACUAAAUUAG